Molecule: messenger RNA, 566 nt
Organism: Thermothelomyces thermophilus ATCC 42464
Lineage: Eukaryota; Fungi; Ascomycota; Sordariomycetes; Sordariales; Chaetomiaceae
Exons: 1
Coding region: 156-368 (70 amino acids)
Source: RefSeq, a predicted model, not a curated record
GACACUCUUCACCCAUCACUCCCCAGACACUCUCACAGUCUCCAAAGCCACAUUACUCCUCCACCGAUCGAAACUCGAUCCUUGACAUCAGUAGGUCCUUCACCCCCCUUCAAGAGACCAUUGGAGCCUCGCUGAUCAUCAAUUACUAGGACAUAAUGCCUUUCGUGUGCCAGCACUUUUCGGACUACACCUGCACCAACACGGUGGAGGUCAAGGACACGCUCUGUAGCCAGUGCGAGCAGGGCAAGUGUGGUCAGUCUGGCAUCUCGUGCUCCAAGAACAGGGCCUUGUACCGCUCCGAGACCACCACGGACACGAGCACAGACACAAGCACAACCACGACCACGACCACGACCACGGGUAAUUGAGGAGACUGGGCUUUUCCUGUCUUGAUUUUGGGAAAGGGGGAAGCGGUUACAAGGAUACAAGGCAUAGAAUGAAAAUGAGGGUGCAGGCACCAGGGUUUUUUUCACAUCUUGAUUUUGGGAAAAGGAGAAGCGGUUACCAGAAGGACACGGGUAUAGAAUGGAAAUGAGACACUAGGGGGUGGGAUAGAGGACAUUUUU